GACUUCCGGCAAGUCACCAGAUACCAAGGGGAGAAAGUGCUUGUGUUUAUUUUUUAUUUUUUUCAAAGUCUUCCGCGGUUCUCAAACUGGUGGAUCAAAAUACUCCCGGAUUGUCAGUUAAACAGUAUAUAACAAGGUGGCUUUUUAAUGUUCGUAAGUUUUGAGCCAGCAGUUGACCCACUGAUGACCAACUCGCUAACGUUAGCCAACGGAGCUAACCGGCUAGCUUGCUCAGCUGACGCCUGAUCAUCCGUAGACAGAAACGCAGAACUCUGACGGUUAAUACCGGACAGUUCACCAGUAAGACCACCCGGGCGAGCACUGUAACGUUUCUUCUGUGGCCGUUAAGAAGAAAACACCCCUUUCAUGUGAGCGCCGGGGCUUGUUUCGAUAUUUUAAUGGGAGGCGCCUUGCUUUGGAGUGGACAUUGCGGACGUCACUUGCGGAAAAAGCGGGGAUCCUGGCUACCUGUCGGGCUCAGAUGGAGUCUCUGGCAGGGUACGUGUACAAGGCAGCCAGCGAGGGUCGAGUCCUGACCCUGGCCGCACUGCUUCUCAACCACUCUGAGGAGGAGACCCAGUACCUGCUGAGCUAUGUCACCCAACUCUCCGGGCAAAGGUCCACUCCUCUGAUCAUCGCAGCCCGGAAUGGCCACGACAAAGUGGUCCGGCUGCUCCUGGACCACUACAGAGUGGACACCGAACAGACUGGCACGGUCCGCUUUGACGGCUAUGUCAUUGACGGGGCCACGGCUCUGUGGUGUGCUGCAGGAGCUGGACACUUUGAGGUGGUGCGUCUGCUAGUAAGUCAUCAUGCCAAUGUUAACCACACUACCAUCACCAACUCCACUCCUCUGCGGGCCGCCUGCUUCGAUGGGCGCCUGGAUAUCGUCCGCUACCUGGUGGAAAACAAGGCUGACAUCAGCAUCACAAAUAAAUACAACAACACCUGUCUGAUGAUCGCAGCCUAUAAGGGCCACACAGAUGUUGUAAAGUUUCUGCUGGAGCAGGGAGCGAACCUUAAUGCCAAGGCUCACUGUGGAGCCACUGCCCUUCACUUUGCUGCAGAGGCAGGACAUCUUGACAUUGUCAAACAGCUUGUGAGCAGCAAGGCUGCCAUGGUGGUGAACGGACAUGGAAUGACUCCACUGAAGGUGGCAGCAGAAAGUUGUAAAGCCGAUGUGGUGGAGCUGCUGCUGCAGCACAAUGAUUGUGAUCCACAUAGCCGUAUUGAGGCUUUGGAGUUGCUCGGUGCAUCAUUUGCUAACGACCGGGAAAAUUAUGACAUCCAGAAAACUUACCAAUAUCUGCACAUGGCCAUGACGGAGCGCUAUCAAGACUCAGAGAACGUCAUCGCCAAGGAGCUGCUCCCACCCAUCGAAGCAUAUGGAAGACGCAGUGAGUGCAGAACACUGGAAGAGCUGGAGGCCAUCCGAGUUGACCGAGACGCCCUUCACAUGGAAGGGCUAAUGAUACGAGAGCGCAUUCUGGGCUCCGACAAUAUUGAUGUAUCACAUCCCAUCAUAUAUCGCGGUGCUGUUUAUGCCGACAACAUGGAGUUUGAACAGUGCAUCAAACUCUGGCUUCAUGCGCUUCGCCUGCGGCAGAAGGGUAACCGAAACACACACAAGGACCUGUUGCGUUUUGCUCAAGUGUUCUCGCAGAUGGUCCACCUGAAGGAGCAGGUGUUGGCCUCAGCUGUCGAGCAGGUGCUGAGCUGCAGCGUGUUGGAGAUUCAGCGCAGCACAACUCGAGUAGAGACGGCGUCUGAUGCUGAACUGCCACAGGCCAUGGACAAUUAUGAAUCCAACGUUUUCACCUUCCUUUACUUGGCCUGUAUCUCCACUAAAACUACCUGCAGCGAUGAAGACCGUGCCCGUAUUAACAAACACAUCUACAACCUGAUCCAGCUAGACCCGCGCUCACGUGAAGGCUCCUCGCUGCUUCACCUGGCCAUCAGCUCCAGCACGCCAGUCGAUGACUUCCACACUAACGACGUGUGCAGCUUCCCCAACGCCCAGGUCACCAAGCUGCUGCUGGACUGCGGAGCACAGGUCAACGCUGUCGAUCAUGAGGGCAACACCCCCCUGCACGUCAUCGUCCAGUACAACCGGCCAAUCAGUGACUUCCUGACAUUGCACGCCAUCAUUAUCAAUCUGGUGGAGGCCGGUGCCCACACGGACAUGACCAAUAAGCAGAAGAAGACUCCGCUGGACAAAAGCACCACUGGUGUGUCUGAGAUCCUGCUGAAGACGCAGAUGAAGAUGAGCCUCAAAUGCCUGGCAGCACGCGCAGUCCGACAGCACCAGAUCACCUACCGCAACCAGAUCCCCAAAACGCUGGAGGAGUUUGUGGAGUUCCACUGAAAUGAGUGAAAGACAUGAUCCAAGGAUAGACUGUUGUUGUUUUUAAAGAUUUCUUAUAAUUUUCUAACAAAUCAAACGGUGCUGAGGAGGAAGGUGUGCAGUACUACAACUUUUUGAACAUUUUUAUAAAAAUGUGGGUUGCUUUUUUCUAUUUUAAGUAUUAAUUGCUAAUUACCAGCACCCACCGUUGGCCGUCCGUCUGUCUCUGUCUGUUUGCAUUUUUGUGUCUGAUUGUUGCUACAAAAUAUUCAGAGGAAACGUCAGCUUUUGGCUCAAACAGCAGCUCAGCUCAGUCAGACGCACAGAGAGAGGACAGCGGAGAUGCUGCUUCUUGAUUUGCCUUAGCUCCGUGUCAGCUAGCUGUCAUGAACACCAUGUAACUGUGGGUCUACAGUUCGUGUGAGCGAGUGAAUGCAGUGGAAGGAGGAGAAUGAAUGAGUGCCUAUGAGAAGAUAUCCGUUCCAUGCUUUUAUCCCACAGAUUAUUUGAAGUUUUUUUUUUUUUCUUUACUGCAACAACACCAGUGGAAUAGGAAAGAACGGAGGUAGACGAGGGUCAUAGGACAGACUGCUGGACAGAAGUUACACCAAUAAACACUUGGUGUACUUGGAAAAUUGAUUGUGUACACUAUAAAGCCAAAAAAAGGGAUUCACCAGUUUUUAGAUUUUGGACAAAUGCAGAUAUAUUUUGAUUUUAGUAUGAACUUAUUUUAGUCUUAUAUCUUUGAACCCUGUCAGCCCUACUGUCUUCCAACGAGCUAAAACUCAGUCGUCAAAUUUAUGAACUGACCUUUAAAGAAAUACAGUAGAUAAACAUUAAACACUGCCAUCAGUAAAUGUCAUCUCAUUUGUCCGUAGCUAGAUAGAUCAAUAAAAUCAAUAUUGGACUGUGACAUACAGUCAGUAUCAACAGAUCUCUAGCAAAAAGUAAGUGGACGUUGUUGUAGAAUUGUUUAUCUGGGUCUGUAUUUAUGAUUUUGAUUAAAUAAUUUUGUUGACUUUAAUAAAACAGUAAAUAGUCAUAUUUUAGAUCAUUGUUUCCAGAAUGUGGACUUACUUUCCACCAACUCAAAGCUUUUAUUAGUUCAGGGUCAGUAUCAGGGCUGGUUCUAACUUGGUUCAAUUUGCAAACCUCCUAAGAACCAGUUUUUCUGCACCAUAAAGUCACGUCACUGUGUGUUUCCACGUUCUUAGCAAGUUCACAUUUGUACUGAAGCUCCAGGGUUUUUUUCUCAUUUUUUCCCCUCCUAAACACUACACUAGCUCUGUUUUUUUUUUUUUUUAAAUGGUUGUUUUACUUGGUCUUGUUGGUCACUAUAACCCCCUACCCUCACUCCUUAAUACAACCAUUGUUGAUUCUAGACCAGCACAGUGUUUCUGCUUUUCUGGAACUGGUUUUCCUUUUCAAGAGCCACUCCUUUGGCUUUCAAAGAACAAACAUCUGGUGCUGAGAUUAGGCACCAGCUCUGAUCUGACCCUUGAACUGUUUUGGUGGAGGAAAAAAAGGGGGUUAAGGUGAUUGUUAUUCUGUAAGUUAAUUAAGUGAUUGUCUGUCUGAGAAGGGAAAACCACUGCCACUCUCCUAGAAUACAUGCUUACACCCUGAGACGAGGCAAAAAUCUGUCGACAGCAUGAAUGAAGGAUUUCUGUUCUGACAAAUCACAAUCCAGAUUUCUCCAGGUCAGGAUAUGAGUCUGAUUGUUGACACAGAGGACUUUUCGGUAUUUUAACAUGGCAGUGAUUCUGUUCAGUUUUUGUUUUCAACUGUGUGUUUGCUGAGACACUGGAAGUGUUCACACUUUUUUUCCAUGUUUCAGAUAGAAGGAUUACAAGCUCCACUGAGAGCUGAUUAAACUUUACCAGCCGUGGUCUUACAAACCACCGUCAAAGCCCAUGAAACACGCUACAGUCAAAGAGGAAAUAAGGCCAUAUCACUCAGUGGCAGUUUCUCAGUGGGGUUUCCCAGCUGAAAUGACGGUAAAAUAAAUGUUUCCCACAGAGUUUUCAUUUCGGGGAUAACAAGGUUUUUCCUACAGUACAAAACAUGGGGAGUUGAGUUCUGGCCGUCGCAAGAGGCUCAUUAGUUCGCCACCAAAUGGAUGUAACAGCAGAAGAUGAGCAUGAAUGCCCUUUUUCUGAUUUAAAAAAAAAAAAUAGGAGGAAUACUUUAUUUAUACCCAAUGGAAAUUUGUAAGACCCACAGCUGUAUGGAUUAACCGUUUCUGCUGGAGUCUGGGAAUGAGGCGGCUGAUACAUUCAAGACUUGAUUAACACAGUCAUGUAAGACCGAAGAAAUGUAUUAAACAAAACACUGUAAAAUAAAUCACAAGGCUGGUCACAUAUUACAUACAACCCCAUGUGUGGUGUGUGAGUCGACGCCACCAUCAAGUUUUUUCAGAGCUCCUCCUGUCUUCAAUCAGACACAUCCCCUCAAGAUCGUUUGUUUGGAGGUUUUCACAUAACAGCUCAGCCUCAGAGAAAUAAUAAGUAAUCAGCAAAAUGAAUAUGUGACGCCUACGGUGAUUAAUCUAUUUUUUAUUUAUUCAGAUUUUUUCACAUUUCAAUUAGCACCCUUUAGCAAAUUUCACUUCAGUGCCCUUCAGAGUCAGAUGCUGAUGUUUGGGAAACCCUGGAAGAAAAAGUCUCCAUUAAGAAAACAUUUGGUUUAAUUUGUGUCUUUUUUUUUUUUCUCUUCCAUGUUCAUUAUUAAGAUUCAGUUCUUGAUUAAAAACCACAUCAACACGUGAUUUUAGAUGUUAAUGUGCUGUACACAGCUCUAACGUGGCGAGUGUUUACCUGACGACAUGACUCACUGCCUUCUGAAAUGGUUAAACAUGAAACACAGAUAUUUAAGCUGUUUCGUUGCAGAUAUGAAUGGAUGAUGAAUCUGCACAAUUAGAGUCUUUCACGUGCCUCUUAAUGCCUAUUAGCAUUUCAAGGCAUGUAAAUGUUUGUUUAGCAGUUAUAUGUUGAAUGGUUUUGUUAUUUAAUCAGAAAAAUGUGUUGUUUUUUUUGUGUUUAUUUUUGUCCCAGAUGUGUAAUUUUUCUGCCAACAUGCAAAAACAAUAUUGAUCCCUCUCAUCGGUGACCGUACCUGUCCAGCAGUUCUCAGAGUUCAGUAUUUGGUUAAUUAUAUAUUUUUUUCUAACCACAUGAGGGCCAUGUUGGGGUUGACGGUGGUGUGUGCUUGGGGUGAUAUAAUAAUGUGCCAUUUAGAGUGCUAAGUUUAUUUUUUAACAUUUUCAGAGGUUUUAUUUAACGCUACAGGAGCCUUUGUGUUAUGAUGACGAACUCAAACUUCUCAACUCCAGACAUUUUUAUUACCUGUAUUUCUGUGGGUUGGCUGAAAUAAACCCAAAGAUUGUCCAUAUGUCUGGAAAACUUCAAAGAUGUCAUCUAUUAUGUCCAUCCCACAGAAUGAAUGCUGUUGGAUUAAAAGUCUCCUGUCUACAUUAA
Messenger RNA from Sphaeramia orbicularis (orbiculate cardinalfish), 5820 nucleotides. RefSeq names its product fem-1 homolog b (gene fem1b). Gene Ontology annotation, molecular function: protein binding. NCBI's taxonomy places the organism in Eukaryota, Metazoa, Chordata, Actinopteri, Kurtiformes, Apogonidae. The coding region runs from base 482 to 2365 and encodes 627 amino acids. The transcript has 2 exons. The record is from RefSeq and is a predicted model, not a curated record.